Molecule: messenger RNA, 1843 nt
Organism: Harpia harpyja (harpy eagle)
Lineage: Eukaryota; Metazoa; Chordata; Aves; Accipitriformes; Accipitridae
Gene: TEX261
Product: testis expressed 261
Exons: 6
Coding region: 85-675 (196 amino acids)
Biological process (GO): endoplasmic reticulum to Golgi vesicle-mediated transport
Cellular component (GO): endoplasmic reticulum membrane; COPII-coated ER to Golgi transport vesicle; Golgi membrane
Molecular function (GO): COPII receptor activity
Source: RefSeq, a predicted model, not a curated record
CGCCGCGUGGUCAGCGCCGAGCGCCGCCGCCACAGCGGGAGCAGGAACCGGGAGCGGCGGGGCCCGGCCCGGUUUGUCCCCGCCAUGUGGUUCAUCUACGCCUUGAGUUGGCUGUCGUUGCUCAUCCAGGUGGCUUUCGUCACCCUGGCCAUCGCUGCUGGGCUGUACUACCUGGCGGAGCUGAUCGAGGAGUACACGGUUGUCACCAGGAGGAUAAUCAAAUACAUGAUCUGGUUCUCCUCGGCCGUGCUGGUCGGCCUCUACCUCUUUGAACACUUUCCUGGUUUCAUGGUGGGCGUGGGGCUCUUCACCAACCUGGUCUACUUCGGUUUGCUGCAGACCUUCCCCUUCAUCGUCCUGACGUCCUCCAAUUUCAUACUGUCCUGCGUGCUGGUUAUAUUCAAUCACUACUUAGCGUUCCAGUACUUCGCUGAAGAGUAUUACCUGUUCUCUGAGGUUCUCGCCUACUUCACUUUCUGCCUGUGGUUAAUUCCUUUUGCUUUUUUCGUCUCCUUGUCAGCUGGAGAGAACGUCCUGCCUUCCACGGUGCAGCCUGGAGACGACGUGGUCUCCAACUACUUCACCAAGGGGAAGAGGGGCAAACGCUCCGGUAUCCUCCUCAUCUUCUCUUUCAUCAAGGAGGCCAUCCUGCCCAGCCGACAGAAGAUUUACUGAGCCCCGGAUGCAGCCGGCGUUGGCUGCGGUGAAGGAGCAGAGCAGACCCAAACUGUGCAGAGGGCUGCGAGGCAGCACUGUCCCCAGGCCUCGCUCGAACCCUCCUCGAGGUCUCUCGAAGGGAUUUUGCUAGGAACCUAUAAACCCGGCAAUGACCGGAGGUGCCAGCAGCGCUGGACAGACGCACGGGGAGGGCUCGUGCCUUUUUAUUACAGCUCUGCUGAUCCCCCGGGACUGUGUGCAAGAAGGAUGUUUGGCUCCGGCUGAGUACGAGGAGGGUCUGGCCCCCCGGCACUGCCCACCCUGCCUGGGGACCUGGGAGGCGUUGUCAUCCGCUGGGCUUUAAAACCAGGAGUUUGCGCAUGGUGUAGUUUGGCUGUGGGGGAACGGUUCCCUCAGUGUGGCAGCAGAACGCGCUUGACAUUUAAGUGAGGUUUACACAGAGCCGUUAAUUAAAAAAAAAAAAAAAAAAAGGAAUAAAGUAAUCAAACUGUCAAAAUCCCACGUAUUCCUGCUGGGAGCCUGCCAGCGCUGGAGGAUGCUGGCGUCCCGCCGUGCAGCACGCGUCGGGAGGGGAGCACGAGGGCGGGCGCCUUGCCCUGCACUCCGCAGCUGCAGGGAGAUGACCUGGAAGGACUCAGAAUUGCUUUUUGUUUGAUUUUAAUGUUGGAAAUACCCACUUUUCUCUGGUUUUGCUGGAAGCCUCCCUGAGUGGCUGGGAUGCUGCAGCAGUACAGCAGUAAAUGAUCGUGCUAGGAAGGAGGUGAACCCUUUGUUCUUGUUCCUUGUAAUUAUUAAAAAAACCUUUUCCCCCCCCCCCUUUUUUUGCUUCGUUGGUCACCUUCAGCCUGUGCCAGAACUAGAUGUCCCCGUGCUAGCCAGGAGCCGGGGCUGUGCGUGGCUGUGGCACAGGAACGCCCGGCUCUGGCAGCACCGUUUCAUGGUUCAGGAAGGCUUUUCGAGGAGUUUCGGAGGAAAAUGGCUCAUUUUGUGGCCAGUUCUGCUGAAGGCAAAGGUGAGGCAUGCAGUCGUACCGCCUCACCCCUCCCUGCCCUUGAGUUUGUUCAGGGCCCACUAACACUGGUGUGUUUUGAUGCUGAUUGAUAGAAGCGUGGUUUCUGUUUGAGAGCUGCUCGUCUAAUAAAGGCUAUGGGUGAAGUUCACCUUA